This is a messenger RNA of Magnolia sinica, 1271 nucleotides long. Its product is annotated as calcineurin B-like protein 3. Gene Ontology annotation, biological process: calcium-mediated signaling. The record is from RefSeq and is a predicted model, not a curated record. NCBI's taxonomy places the organism in Eukaryota, Viridiplantae, Streptophyta, Magnoliopsida, Magnoliales, Magnoliaceae. The coding region runs from base 363 to 1064 and encodes 233 amino acids. Gene Ontology annotation, molecular function: kinase binding; calcium ion binding. The transcript has 11 exons.
UCAUUAUCAUCCCUUCACCAGAGGAGAGAGAAUAUAAAAAGGAAGACAUGUUGCGGAAUCUCAACUCCUAUCUCUUCCACUCAAUGACUUCAUCUGCUUUCUAAAAGGGCAUUGGAAUUUUGGUUGAACUUAUCCAUUUUUUCCAUUGGUGUGAAAUGGUCACUUGGUUAUGGAGUGAGUGCUUUGAGGAGAGUUUCUAUCAUUGAGAUUUUGGAAGUCCUCGAUGGAAAUACUUGGCCCUGAGCCACAGAUAAAGUUUUGAGUUCAUUCUUUGGUUUCUAUGAUCCCAUGCACUUGGGCUUGGGUCAGCAGAAGCACAAAAUAGUCAAAGGUAUGGAGUGUUUUGACGAGCGGGGAAUAUCAUGUUGCAGUGCCUAGACGGAUUGAAGCAUCUGUUUUCUGUAUUGGUUAAGUGUUGUGACCUCGAUUUAUCUAAGCAUCCGAAGGGCCUUGAAGAUCCUGAAGUUCUAGCAAGGGAAACAGUCUUCAGUGUAAGUGAAAUCGAAGCAUUAUAUGAGCUGUUUAAGAAGAUCAGCAGUGCUGUUAUUGAUGACGGUCUGAUAAACAAGGAAGAGUUUCAGUUGGCAUUAUUUAAGACAAACAAAAAGGAGAGCUUAUUUGCUGAUCGGGUAUGUUCUAUGCUAUUUCAUGUCUUUGACUUAUUUGAUACGAAGCACAAUGGAAUAUUAGGCUUUGAAGAAUUUGCACGUGCCCUUUCUGUCUUCCACCCCAACGCUCCAAUUGAUGACAAGAUUGAGUUUUCUUUUCAGCUAUACGACCUCAAGCAGCAAGGGUUCAUUGAGAGACAAGAGGUGAAGCAAAUGGUAGUGGCUACACUUGCUGAAUCUGGUAUGAACCUUUCAGACGAUGUGAUAGAAAGUAUAAUCGAUAAGACCUUUGAAGAGGCUGAUACCAAACAUGAUGGGAAGAUCGACAAGGAAGAGUGGCGGAGCCUUGUUUUACGACACCCGUCUCUUUUGAAGAAUAUGACCCUACAAUACCUCAAGGACAUCACAACUACAUUCCCAAGCUUUGUGUUCCACUCACAAGUAGACGAUACUUGAGGUUCUCCUUCGAUUUAAAUUUAAGAGGUUGGUCUGGUUUGUUAUUAUGAUUUGUUUGUCUCCAGAUUAUCUGGGCCUCAUAUGUUUGCGUGGCCCGGAGCGCUGUUUGAUGAGAUUGGUGAUUGUGAGGACAAACGUGGGCUCUUUGUUUCUAAGUUCAACUACUGCACAUUCUCACUUUUCUUAUUAAAAAGGGCCCCUUUAGUA